UCGCUGUUGCUCUUGCCAAUUGCAUCCUUGUGGACAAAUGGAGCUGGCGGCAGUAGCUUCUGUGGUGAUAGAGAAACUCAAGGAUAUGCUGUCUGAAGAGAUAACGGACAAAACGGUGAUAGAGGAAGCCUUAAAAAAAAUGCAAGGUGUCAUUGCUGAAACAAACGAGGAGCAAAGAAAUAGUAAAGAAUUCCAGGAGUGGGCUGAAAAGUGUCUGCAUAGUCUGUACCAUGUUGAGGACACUGUUGAGUCUUUUGCCCUUGGCAUCGCCCGUCAGAACAAGAAACGGAGCUUCCUUAUGAAUCACUCUGUGGCUCUCAAGAACUUCAUGGCUUGCCAAAAGCUGAGAAGGAAGAUGAAGAGAAUCCCUUCAGACAUUAAACGGGUGAUCAAUAAAAAUCACAAAGGUACUGGUGAACAGAACGCGUGUAGCAAUGGGACAACUACCUAUAUGGGUGAUCAGAAUGGUGGGGAAGCUGAAGAUGGAGAUGUUGAAGAUCACAACGAUGAGGAUUCUGCAAAAGUCAGACCAACAAGUCCAGUGGCACGAUGUAGUUAUCUUGCGAUCCCAGAGAGUGAUGAAGAGGAACUAGUACGGGAGGUAGAUGCAAAACCUCAGAGGUGUAUCAGCGACAUGUCUUUGACGUUAGACCAUGAAAAACAAGCAAAACUCAUGUCUACAAAUAUACCUCUGAGGUGCAUCAGCGACAAGUCUUUGUGGUUAGACCGUGAAACACAAGCCAGACUCAUGUACACAAAUUCUUAUGAUGACGAAGAACUGGAGAUGUUUGGCAUUAGACAAGAAGUGUAUGACUUAGUGAAAAGACUAACCAUGACAGCUGAUGAUGGAAGGGCCCCGAUCUUUCAAAUUGCUGGUGAGAUGGGUUCAGGCAAGACUACUUUGGCUCGUGCUGUAUACAGAAGUAGGAAAAUAAAAAAUCAUUUUGAGUCUCGAUGUGCAUGGGUCACCAUUUCAAAAGAGUUUAAUAAAUCAGAUGUAUUGCAGAACUUGCUAAAACAGGUGGGGGAUUCCAAGGACUCUGUGGAUCUAACUACCAAUGAGCUGGAAACUAGACUUUUGGAGUGCUUAAAUGGAAAAAACUACUUGAUUGUGUUGGAUGACGUACAGAGUGAGCAGAUGUGGGAAGGGCUGAGAUCUGUUUUCUUAGACAGUCGAAAUGGAACUACACUACUUCUCAUCACCACCAGUGUUAGUCCGAUGUGGUAUGUAUCUCCUCCGAAUUGUAUCCAUAAGGUGAAAAAGCUGAGUGAUAAAUAUAGCUGGAACUUGUUCAUGAAGAAAGCUGGUUGGGAUACUUGGGAGGAAGGAAAGGAACAUCAAGAUUUGAAGCAGCGAGUUCUUAAGGUCUGCUGUGGUCUCCCCUUGAAUACUGUCCUUCUUGGCAGCAUGUUGUCGACCGAGGGAGAUACCAAUCGCUUUGAUUAUCUUCAAAAGAUACUGCGCAGAAACUGGAAAACGAAGGACAUUGUAUCCGUUAGCUAUACGAAUCUGCCUGACCAUUUGAAACUGUGUGUACUCUACCUGGUGCUAUUCCCUAAAGAGUACGACAUUCCGGUAAGGAGGCUGUUUCGUUUGUGGCUUUCAGAGGGUUUUGUAAACCACAAACCAGGUAAAUUCCCGGAGGAUGUGGUACAAGAAAACUUUGAUUAUCUAGUCAAGCGGAGCUUGAUUCAGAUAUCCAAAUUUAGGUCUGAUGGCAGUCCCAGAAGAUGUCGGUUACUAGGCGUUCUCCAUGAUUAUCUGUUGCCUAAGGCCCAGAACAUCAGGCUUUUCCAUGUUCACUGCAGUACAUGUAGCACAGAAGAUUCAUUUCCCUUGAAUGUUAGAAGGCUUGUUGAGCAUGCAAGCAGUAAGAAUAUUUAUAGUGAUGCUUCCCGGUUUAAACAUCUUCGCUCUUACUUAUCAUUCAAUUUCCAGAGGAAAGACACCCCAGCCAAGGAAGUAGGCAUCCUUCUAAGCCGUGUAAUUACUAAGGGUUUCGGAUUGCUGAGGGUGCUUGAUCUGGAAGGAGUGUAUAAGCCAAGUUUACCUGAGAAUCUUGGUGAUUUAUUUCACUUGAGAUACUUAGGAUUAAGAUGGACUUUCUUGGAUGCUCUUCCCUCGUCCGUUGGUGACUUGCCAUAUCUUGAGACAUUAGAUGUGAAGCACACUAACAUAAAUAACUUACCCACCUCCAUCUGGAAAUCAAAGAAAUUGCGGCAUCUCAAUCUCAGUCACAUCCGUCUUGACAUGCCAAAGCAUUCAGAUACCGAUUCUUUGCCUACACUCCUUACACUGUGGGGAUUGUCCGUAGAUGAUGAUAGCCCAGUGAAGAAUGGACUGGAUCGGUUGUGUAAUCUUAGAGAGGCAGGCAUUACUUUCUGUUUGAACAAUUGUGAACACCUUCUCAAUUGGAUUUCAAAUUUAACUUCUCUUCAAUCUUUGAGGUUACGAUCCAUAAAUGAUAUAGGAUUUGGUAACGAGCCGUUGUAUCUGUCAAGUCUGAACAAUCUUUCCCACCUAAACUUGUUAGGUGUAUUACCAAAUCUGCCUGAAAAGUUACCUCAAGGGCUUAAAGUAGUCACAUUAUCUCUUUCAAAGCUGACAGAGGAUCCUAUGCCGAUUCUUGGGAUGCUUGAACAUCUUAAUGUCCUCAGGCUUCUAGCUGAUUCCUAUAUGGGGAAGGAAAUGGUGUGCCCUCACGGAGGAUUCAAAGAGCUUCGGGUUCUAAAGCUUUGGAAACUUAAGAGCUUGGAAAAGUGGAAUGUGGAGGAAGCGGCAAUGGCGAAGCUCAAAGAGAUAAAUAUCCGAUGCUGUAAUAAACUGAUGAGCAUUCCCGAAAGACUGAGGAAAAAACAAAGUCUCAGGGAAUUGAUCAUAACCAACAUGCCAAAAGAGUUCAAACAGAAUGUCAAUAAGUUCAUGAGGCGUCGAGAUUUGAUUCUCACUUUCAAAGAUUAUGAUUUUACCCCCUGACCGUAGGAGCAUGCUGAUCAUACUUCUGAUGAAAGUCACACCAACGAGUAGCUUGCUAAGAUUCUGAACAGUGUAUCUCCAAGGCUUCUUCAAUCAGAGCUGUGUUACCAUUCAUCAUCGGUUAUCAGAUUCAAACUUUUGAUGCUAACCAGUAGUUAGCUACUGGGUAAGCAAUGCUUCAAUAAUUUGCACUUCAGUUUCACCUGAUGCAUUAGUUAUGUAUUUUAAGUCCACUCAGUGAGGCCCUUAUUAUCCUCUGUAACAAUUUUAAAUUUUGCAAUGAUUACGUGUGAUUCGCCGGUAAUUUCUAAUAUAUACAGAACUUUCUCGUG
Molecule: messenger RNA, 3309 nt
Organism: Solanum verrucosum
Lineage: Eukaryota; Viridiplantae; Streptophyta; Magnoliopsida; Solanales; Solanaceae
Product: putative inactive disease susceptibility protein LOV1
Exons: 3
Coding region: 38-2977 (979 amino acids)
Biological process (GO): defense response to other organism
Molecular function (GO): ADP binding
Source: RefSeq, a predicted model, not a curated record